Molecule: messenger RNA, 3484 nt
Organism: Pygocentrus nattereri (red-bellied piranha)
Lineage: Eukaryota; Metazoa; Chordata; Actinopteri; Characiformes; Serrasalmidae
Gene: prss56
Product: serine protease 56
Exons: 16
Coding region: 168-2843 (891 amino acids)
Biological process (GO): proteolysis
Molecular function (GO): serine-type endopeptidase activity
Source: RefSeq, a predicted model, not a curated record
GCUACUUUUAACCUUUCCUGUGAGAACCAGUUAAGGCAGAGGCAAACAACUUUUCCACGAAAGUCCCUGCCUGUGAGUUCUGCAGGAGGAUGAAACGGUGUCCUUGUUCUCGCCGUGCUGCUGUGUUUCUGUGAUGAAACACACCUGUGGUCAGGUGAAGCGGAGCCAUGCUACUGAUUUCGCUGUUGUCGCUGAUGUUGAUUGGCUGGUGUGCUGGGACACCUGCAGGAAGAGAGGUUUACAGGAUGCCACAGAGCGCACUCAAAGCUCUUUCAGAUAGGGGUACAGUGGUGUUGGAGGCAGCAUUAUCACGUGCUCUCUCUGCAGUGGAUGGAGCCACAGCUGAGAGGAGUAAAGCUGAGGCUGGCUGUAGAGGCUGCAUUCCCUGUCUGUUUCAGAACUGCGGACAGCGUUUAGGAGCAUGUGCGCCUCCAGAGUCAUUGCUGAUGGAGCCAAGCUGUGACGUGAUCAGACGUGCUCAGAGUGUGUCUGAUGAGGGUGAGAGGAGCUGGGCACUGAGCCAGGCAUGUGGCUUCUACAGACGUCGCUGCUCCACCACAGAGUUAAACUCUGACUCCUGUAUCAGAACCAUGGGGGAAAGCUGCAGCUCCAGAGUGUUAGAAUGCAGUCUGCUAAAUACCAUGCAGAAUCUAGAGCCAGUCACACAGACCAGAACACAGGCUGUAUGUGGUCAGCGGGGAUCUGUGGGACGAAACCUGACCCAGCCUCGCUCUAGGAUUGUGGGUGGCUCUCCAGCACCCCCUGGCAGCUGGCCAUGGCUGGUGAACCUACAGCUGGAUGGAGCUCUGAUGUGUGGGGGAGUGCUGGUGGACAGCUCCUGGGUCCUUACUGCUGCCCACUGCUUUGCGGGAAGUCGCAGUGAGAGUUACUGGACAGCUGUGGUUGGGGAAUUUGACAUCACUAAGUCUGACCCUGACGAGCAGGUCUUGAAAGUCAAUCGUAUCGUCACACACCCCAAGUUCAAUCAAAAAACAUUCAAUAAUGACAUUGCCCUGGUGGAGCUGAGCUCUCCUGUGGUUUUGUCAGAACGGGUAACGCCUGUCUGUUUGCCCGCUAACAUUGAGCCGCCAGCUGGGACACCCUGUCUGGUGGCUGGAUGGGGUUCCCUGUAUGAAGAUGGUCCGUCGGCUGAUGUGGUAAUGGAGGCAAAGGUUCCUCUAUUGCCUCAGAGCACAUGCAGAAGUGCUCUGGGUAAAGAGCUGCUCACCAACACCAUGUUUUGUGCUGGCUACUUGUCUGGGGGCAUAGACUCUUGCCAGGGGGAUUCUGGUGGGCCUCUAAUCUUUCAGGACCGUAUUUCUGGACGGUUCCAGCUAUACGGGAUCACCUCGUGGGGCGAUGGCUGUGGAGAGAAGGGCAAGCCAGGUGUAUACACCCGUGUCACAGCCUUUACUGACUGGGUCCUCAAUGAAAUCCAGAAGUCUGUUGGGAGCAGGGAGCCCACAUGUCUAGAGCUUCUGAAGACAUCUGAGCUGUCAGAGGAGCAGCAGGAGUCAGAGUUCACCUCACUGUGUCGUUUCUACACCCUGAGCUGCCCUUCGACUGUUGACACUGCUGCAUGCCAGCGCUUAGCACAAGACAAGUGUCAGAGCCGCUUCAAAAAGUGCCAGCUGCGCUCGUUCCUGCAGAGUCUGUUAGAUCUGUUGCAGAGGGCAGAUGAUUACAUCAGAGACAAAGUGGACCUGACCUUCUUCACUCAAAGUCUUCCUCAGCUGGUGGAACAUGUCUACAGUUCUGCAGUCACCACACGGACACGUAGACACACCCCUGAAGCAGAACAGGUAGUCUCCUCCUCCACACCUGCUGCCUCUGCCUGGAAGCUGCCAUGUGUAUUUGAGCAGGUGGGCCCUCUAGUGGAUGACUGGGAAAAAUACCUCAACAGCAUUGCUGAAGAUCUAGACCAGCAUGACAAACUCGUAGAGGCCAAGAAGCACCCUAAAGAGGAACAGCUCUUCCAAGAGGGCAAAGAAUCAACCCUUCAUCAGCUUGAGGGGGAUCUGCGUUCCAACAUUGAUGAUCUCCGCUCCAAACUGGCAUCUCGCCAUGCUCCUCAGCCGAAUGUACGCUUCUCCUGGACGGACUUUGUCAUUUCAAGUAGCGAAUCUAAAUUGGCUCCCAGCAGAACAGCCUGGCCCCUGUCAGAUCCACAAUCUAAGCAGAGCAAACUCUCAGUUGACAACUGGAGCACUCUGAUGCUUCAGAUACUCAGUGAAAUAGAGCUGGGAAAUCAGAAAGGCCAAGGGAGUGACGCAGGAAGUCUGUUGAGCACCAUCGUUCCUGAACGUGGUUCAUCCCUGAAGUCUCCAUCACCCAGUGCUGAGAAAAUGACUGCACAAUCUCAGGAGAGCUUUGUCAAAGGAACUCAGUCACCGACAUCUUCUGAUUCCCUAAGGGAAGAAAGAUUAACAGUUACAAGUUCGACUCCUACGCCGCUUCCUCUGCUUUCUCAGCUGUCCUCCAGCAGAAAGAAAAAUGAGCUUCCACAAAGGAGGCGACGGAGACGGCUACAUGAGAGGCAGAUGCGUGGAGUGAGCAGCACAGUAUGUCCUGGAGUUGCUGAGUCAGCACAGCAGGUCGUUGUUACCAAGGAGACAUAUAGCUGGAUCUUAGACAUUGCCCCUACUAACCUUAAUAUGAACUUCCAAGAGUUGCUGGUUGACCUCACCACGAAAAAUGAACGUGGUCUUUAUGAGGCACGGGUCAAGGCGACUGUGGGCGGACGACCUUUGACGUUUUACAGUCUCGUGGGCUUGGAGAACGAGUCGUUUUAUCGGAGCAUGCCACGCAUCAUUGCUCUCGCGCUUGACGCACUUAAAACUUAAACCACACCAGAAACAAUCAUAUGUCACUCUGCGAUGACCGCUCUUCAGUCGGGACACAGAUGAGUGGUGGAUGUAGGCUAAUCACCAUUCCACUGGGUUAUGCAUUGUCUGGAUGCUGUAUAAGCUCAGUGGGGAACGUGGCUGAUGGCGACAGACAGCAGCAUCUUCCACUUUGUGAUUUGCUGAUUGCAAACGGGCUGCAUGUUCAGUGGAUGGAAAUGUGGUGUCCAGUGAUGCUGAUAUGUCGUACAUAAUCAUGCUGUCGUAUGCUUGGAUGUCUGGUUCUAGGAAGAAGUUUUAAUUGGUAUAGAACUUUGCAUUAUGUGGAAGGUUCUUCUCAGGCACAUAUUUAUGCAAAUCGUACUUUAUAAAACCUUUGAAAGGUUCUUUAGAGAACCAGAAGUGGAGAGAGGAAAAUAAGUGUUAUAGUGUCCUACGUUUCCAGUGUCACCGUGGAAACUUUUUUUUCCGUUAAUGUACUGAGAGACCUCCCCAGGCAGGUGCUCACUGGGUGAUGUGACCAUCUUGACUGGUAUGCUUAACUUAUUCUUUGGAACCUCCUGUCGAACGGGACUGGAAGUGUUCAUUUUUUUAUUAUAUAUUUAUUUGUAUAGAAAUGUUGGAUUUGUAUUUUUGUAAAA